Molecule: messenger RNA, 6788 nt
Organism: Microplitis mediator
Lineage: Eukaryota; Metazoa; Arthropoda; Insecta; Hymenoptera; Braconidae
Gene: CdGAPr
Exons: 10
Coding region: 1931-6454 (1507 amino acids)
Biological process (GO): small GTPase-mediated signal transduction
Molecular function (GO): protein binding; GTPase activator activity; phosphatidylinositol binding
Source: RefSeq, a predicted model, not a curated record
UGUGUAGAAUAUGUUAAUUAAAAAUUUGAUAUUUAAUUGAAAAUAAAUUUAAACUUAACAUUAGCAACAAUACAAUUUUAGUAAAUAAUUAAACAGUUUUUCUUAUAUUGAUUGUUUUUUAUCCACGCUGUUUACUAUGACCUUUUUCUUUUCUUUAUAAAUAGUUACGUGUAUGUAUGUAACACCUAGGUUCUAGGUAUAUACACCGAUGAAUCAUAUGUACAGAUGUAUAUUGCCACGAAAAAAAAAAAAAAAAAAAAAAAAAAACGUUAGGAAAGGAGGGCAUUACACGACAAUAAUGGUUUUUAAAUUAUUAAAUUAAAACAUGAUAUAUGUACAAUACACUAUUAUAGUUUUAAGUUUAUCGAUAUGUAGUAUUAAGACAAAAGACAAGUUAUUUGAUCUUCAAGCAAUAAAUAAUUACAAGUGAAUAAUUAUGGAAAAAUUAAUAAACCAUGUAAAAGAGUUCGUAAUUAAACUCUCAAAGAUUAACUUUGAUGUCGAAAAAUCAAAAAUUCAAAAAUACAAACAUAUUGACAUUGAGUUAAUAAAAGAGGAUAAACUAGAUUGGGUUCAAAUAACACACUGCAGUUUGACAAAUUUAUACCAUUCUGAUUGGAUUGAUGUUCUAUGUAAAGCAGUAUAUCAAUCGUCAGUUGAAAAUACAUCAACUUUAAUUUUGUUCAAAUCAAAUGAUAGUAAUUAUGAAUUUACUUAUAAUUUACAUAAAUUAAAUCAAUAUAGAGAAAUUUCGUCAAUUAUUCGUCAUCCCCAUUUAAAAGAAUAUUUAGGAAUAAAAAUUGAGCAUAAAUUAAGAAAAGAAGAAUUUGAAUUAUUUAAAAUAAAUUUACCGCAAGAGCUUAGUAAUUUGAAUAAAAUUUAUCCGAAUUUAAAAUAUACAUUACGAUGUGAUGAUCAGUUACUGUACAACAAUUUCGUGAGUUUGGACGAAAUUUUCAAUCAAUGUCAUUUGUUGAGUUCUGCAAUUGAAAAGGUUAUUACAUCAAGUAUUAAUGAUGAAUUUCGUCUGGAAUGUUCUAAAUUACUGGGUACUAUGCAAAGUGGCAAUUUAAAUAGUGCUAUGACGAUUAAAUUAUUUGAAUUAUUUAAUAAUAGUUAUGAAUUUAAAAAUAACCUACAACAAAGUGAUUUUUAAUUUAAAAAAUUAAGUUUACGUACUAAUAAUUUAAGGAAAUAGUUUUUAUAUAUUGAUUAUCACAGCAGUAAUUAUGACCAACUUGAAAUAAAUAUAAUUUAUUAACAAAGAUUAAUUCAUUUAAAUUCUCCCGCGUAUGCGCGUACUAAUGAAAAAACAGUAUGCGUAUGAAAUGAUGCGCAAUGAUAAAAGUGCUGCUGCAACGCGUUCAUUGCAAUGGGUAUGUACGACGACAUGUAUCCAAUUCAUUUGCUUCCCAAUUCCUAAUCCCCACUCGCCUGGGAAGCAGGUCAGGUUGUGUUGGGUGUUGGGUUCAUGCAAUUGACAGUACACUUAUAAACAUUAGUUUCUAUGUAGUUAAUAAUUACAAUAAAAAGUUGGGUUUAAAAGUUUAAUUACUUAUUUGAGAAUACAGGAUUCAAAUAGAACAAUGAAUAUAUUUAUAUAAUGAGGAUUAUAACGUCAAAAAUUAUCAUCUGUUUUAUUAUUAAUUAUUGUGCAUCAUGCAUCAGCGACAUUUAUCACUGUGUCCGGCAAAUAUAGUAUAUUCGUAGUUGGAUGAACCAGAGAUUCUCAACUUCGAAAAAGUAGCUCAUGUUUCAAAUCCUAAGCCUAGAAUGUAAGGGAGAAAUGGAGCAUCAAGCGUGUGUGUAAAAUCCCUAGAUUGGGAGUUAUCUUGGCGUCGACCUGGCGCGUGGGAAACUGGGCCAACAGUCCAGUAUCAUUUUUUUACAACCACGUUAUCGUUGAUCCACGUCGCCAGGGAGGCUGCCAAUGAUGCCGGGACCAACGUCCGAGAAACCCCGUGCGCAACGGUUAAAUGACAUUGAGAAACAAACAGCAAAAGGUUUGGGAUGUAAUCGAUCAGAAGAUUUUGAUACACCGGUUAGCUCGGGUGGCAACAUGGGAAGUGUCGCAAGAUUUCCAAAACUCGACGAGUGUGCUCAUUUCCAUUAUGAGCAUGUGGAACUUACUGACCUUGAGGUUUCAGUUACUGAGGUGCCAAACGACACGAGUUUUGCUGUACGUGUUACUUCGGGUGACACUUGUUGGACACUUCAACGUUCGUACGAAAAUUUUAUAAUGUUUGAUAGACAACUACAUCGUUGUAUUUUUGACCGCAAGUUCUCGUCACUUGCUAAACUACCAGAAGUUCAACCAGACAAUACUCAAGAUUUAUUGGCAGCUUACCUAAAACAUUUUUCAAAUUUAAAUCACGAAGGAUUGAAUUGUGGACCUGUACUCAAUUGGCUGCAGCUUGAUAAUCGUGGCAGAAGAAUUCUAGUUCCUGAAUCAGAUUCAUGUCCCAUUAACACACCUGCGGUAGCAGCUGCUUAUGCGGUGAGACCGUAUACGGCACAAGCACAAGAUGAGAUAUCAUUUCUGGUUGGUGACAUGAUAUCAGUAAUAGAUAUGCCACCACCAGGGGAGAGUAAUUGGUGGCGCGGUAAAAAAGGUUUUGCUGUUGGAUUUUUUCCUGCUGAAUGUGUCGCUGUUAUUGGUGACAAAGUACCUCGUCACUUGACUGUAUCAAAUAUUGUACGUUCUAAGUUACCCGUUAAACCCGUUCUCAGAAAACACGGCAAGCUUAUCGCCUUCUUUAGGUCUUUUAUUCUUAAUAGACCGUCUAGGAGACGAUUAAAACAAUCUGGAAUCCUUAAAGAACGCGUAUUCGGAUGUGAUUUGGGAGAACAUCUUUUGAAUUCUGGUCAAGAUGUGCCAGCUGUACUCAAGUGUUGUGCAGAGUUCAUUGAAACUCAUGGUUUGGUAGAUGGUAUCUAUCGUUUAAGCGGUGUGACCUCGAAUAUUCAACGACUGCGUCAUGCGUUUGAUGAAGAUCGUGUGCCUGCUUUGCAUUCAGAUGAGAGUAUACUCCAAGAUAUUCAUUCGGUAGCGUCCUUGUUGAAAAUGUACUUUAGAGAGUUACCUAAUCCAUUAUGUACAUAUCAACUUUACUCUACUUUUGUCACUGCUGUUCAAGCUAAUACUGAUGCGGAAAGAUUAAGAAGAAUGAGAGAUGCAGUUAGAAAAUUACCUCCUCCACAUUAUAGAACAUUGGAGUAUUUAAUGCGACAUUUGGUAAGAGUAGCAGCACGUGGCGCCGAUACAGGUAUGACACCUCGUAAUGUUGCUAUUGUUUGGGCUCCGAAUCUUUUACGUUGUAAAGAACUUGAAGUUGGUGGUGUAGCAGCACUUCAGGGUGUGGGUGUUCAGGCUGUAGUAACUGAAUUUCUUGUUUGUUUUGCGGAGCUAAUAUUCGGCGAUGGUCCAGUUGGUCGACCUAAAUCAUUGGCAAUUACAACUCCUGCUCGAUUACUUAGUCUCGAAGAGGCGAGAAAUCGAACUCUACGUAAUGACUCCGAGUAUAUUGAAGUAGGUGCUGGCCCAGCCGGAUUACCUGUACACUAUCAUACAGUAAUUGAGCUACCACGAAAAAGAAAUGGAUCAAAACGUUCACCAUCAUUAAAUUGGCGGGCAAUAUUUGGACGUGGUGGGUUUGGGGCUCGUGGUAAAACAAGACAAGUAAGAACUCCACCACAAAAUGAAACUAUACCGAGUUCUCUGAAUGCUAUGAGACGAUUAAGACCUGUUAAAAGUGCCGACAGUCUUGAUGGAGAAGAUAGUCUUGGUCCUUUAAUGGGUCCACUACCUAACAGACCAUGUGGUCACAGUCGAUCAGUUUCACAUGAUUCAUAUUUUGAUCAUCUUGCAGACGCACCAAGUUCUGUAUCUCCACUUGAUCUAUCUGAGAUACAACUUAACUUCGAUCUUGAAGAGCGAGAAAUGCGAAUGUUUUCGGAAGAAGAAAGUGGUGGUGUUGCAUCAGUGGAAGCAUCACCUCGCCGUCAAAGAAAUGAAGGCCCACCAUGUAUUGCUGUAAGUGGUGGGAGUAAAAGAAAAAGAUCACGUCUUGAAGAACGUCUUCAUUGUGAUGUUGAAUUAAGAUUUAUUGACAGUCAAAGCCCAGAUCAGAUAAUGGUAUCUGCAGAUAUUCAUGGAAUGGAAACACCAUCACCACUUACAACUCCAGGUUACCUGCCAUUGUUAUCAGAAGCUUCUACACCAAUUAGUCCAUCUACACUACAAGCAACACCAAUCUCUAUAACACCUAAGACAGGUAAUAGCCCUCGCAUAAGCUUCCGUAGUUUUACGUUGCCACUUGAUUUAGAUGAUCAAUCCUGUAAUUCUCAAAUAUUAAAAGGAGACAUGUCUUCCGAUAAAUUGUCUGUAGAUCCUCCUAGUCAAAGAUUAUCAGUAAAUUUAGACGAUCGUAGUAAUGCUAAGUCUUACGAGAGAGUUAAGACUUAUGAAAUUCAUGGAUCUUCGCCAGAAAUAUAUGAUAUGAAAAAAACGUCGGAUAAUUUAAUUGUGACACUUUCAGAUCAAGAGAUGACAUCCAGUGACAUACUAAAUCUUUCGUGCGCCACUCAAAACGAUGUAUUUUCUAAUGUUUCUGCUAUGAGCUUCCAAGAAAAAAAGUCUGUUUGUAAUAGUCAGAAUAGCUGUGAUGAACGGAAUCAAAGUCUUCCGAAUAAUACUCAAAACUCGGAAAAUGAUGGUAUUGUCGAUUGCUUGAUAAUUUGCCAGAAUGAAACUAUAGGUAUGCCGUCUUCGAGCACUACUGAUCUCGAUUCUCCAAUGUCUUGUGAGCAAACUAUUGAAGAGUUACCAGAUUCAGGAUUUGUUAUAUGUGAUGGCUCUGAUAAAAUUUUUACAAAUACAGAUAGUACACAAGCAUUAGCAACUAAUACUAAUGGUUCCGGGGAAUGGGUUAUGGUAGAAAGAACAGUUGAUUCUGUCACUACACCAACAAAUGAAGUAACUAAUUCAAAAGAUCAACUUGAAAGUACUUUCAAUUCUGCUAUUGCAACAAACCAUCCACUACAACAGAGUUGUGCUUCUGAUCUUACAAUGGGUUCAACUCUAGAUAUUGAUACAUCUUGCAUUGGACCGAGUGAUUUAAUAGAUAGCUCUAUUUUGGUGGAAGAAUCAACAAGUGAAAUAUCUUUCGACAUAAGUGAAAAUAAAAAUGAUAAAAUAUCUUCGGAAAAUGAAAAUAAUUUAGAAAAACAAUGCGGUAGUGAUCUUCGUAAUGGAAAUGAUCGAUGUUGUUCAGAGAGUGCAAUUAAUUUAAUGUCACAUCUUGACUCAGAAAAAAUGGACCAUGAGCAUGAAUGUUGUAGUUAUAGUUUACGUUUAGAUAAUGAAAAUCUCUAUCGUUGUAAUUUAAAUGAAUCGAGUGGAGUGAUGCUUUCAAAACCAAGUAUUGAAAAUAAUCAUUUGAAUUAUGAAUCAAUAAAUUCAAAUAAAGAUGUUCAGUAUAAUCGUACCAGUCAAUAUUCGUCAAAUAUUGAAAGAAAAAAUCUAACUGAUGAUGAAGAAUGUUUUAAAAGAUGUAAAGAUAUUCGGCAUAGCUUCAGUCAUAGCGCAAGAAGAUCACAGCCAAUCAGUCAGCAUAUUUAUUUAUCACAGCAUGCACAAAAAACGAUAAAAAGACAUUCAAAUACUCAAAUACGUGAUAAUGAAGAAGUCGUUAUUCAGUCGGAAAAUGCAGCUGAAGCUCAUGAGAUUGCUCAUGAUCCAGAAGGUGCAUCUGAAACUACGUCAUUAGAUUCUUCAUACACAUUUUCAAAUGCAUCAUCGCCUAUUGAUGAGUCUGCUGUUUUACGAGAUACAGCCGCAAUAUUACAAGAACUUGCAUUGCAAAGAUUAUCUGGUGGAGUUGGAAGUGAAACUCCAUUACAUUCAAGAAGAAAACAUGAAUCUGAUGAUCGUAGUCGGAAUCGAGGGAGUUUUGAUUUAGAAUUAAAUAGUGAAACUGAUACUGAAAUAAAUGCCAAACUAGAAGAUAAUUGUUUGCGUGGUAAAUCUGAAGAACAAUCAAAUAAUGUAACUCAAUAUUUACCCCCAUGCUUGCGUGCUCGUCAGGCAAGAGCAACAAGAGCUGCUUUAAGUCGUUCAUUAGAUGAAGAUAAAUUUAAUCGUAUGACUAGUGAAUCAACACGAAUGCCUCAAAAACAAUUGUCUGAUGAUUCUCAACACAAUUCAACCCCAAAUGUUGGUGAACAUUUAUUGUCUUGUUCUCAAAGCACGGAAAAAUUACAGUCAAGAAAUUUAGGACUCGAUCUUGGUGAUCCUCGCUGUCGUGAAAGAAUUGAAAAAUACAAAGAAGAAAGACGAGUAUUUCUCAGAGAUAAAUAUAGAAGUGAAAGUUUUCGAGGUUCCACAUCAAGAAACGAGGAUGAUGGAGAAUUGUUGGCUCGACUAAAACAACGUGCUACGAGACCCCUUCAUUGAUAUUUAUAUUUAUUAGUAUGACUAAGUUAUACUGUCUAAUAUAAGACUUUAAAUAUUGUUUAAUAACUUGUAUCUUCUAAUAUUGUUAGUUUGACGUUAUUAUAAAUUGUUUAUCUUGGAUGUUAGAGGAAAAAAAUCACAUUCCUAUUGUUAUUAUUUUUCUAUUAGAUGGAUAUAAAUUAUUAAUCUGAUCCUUAUCAAAAUAAUUAUGUCAUAGUUAUUUUUCGAAGCGUUGAGUUUAUGUUUUUUUCUUUUUACUUGUGUAAAUUAUUAAGUUUUUUUUUUUUUAAUUAUUAUCAUAAUAAAUAAUAAAAUAAUUUAAAAGCGUGAGAUU